Lepidothrix coronata (blue-crowned manakin) is the source of this 3245-nucleotide messenger RNA. It is a transcript of the gene CFAP20DC, whose product is annotated as chromosome unknown C3orf67 homolog. The transcript is spliced from 18 exons. The coding region runs from base 500 to 2905 and encodes 801 amino acids. The record is from RefSeq and is a predicted model, not a curated record. Lineage: Eukaryota; Metazoa; Chordata; Aves; Passeriformes; Pipridae.
ACUUGGUGCGGGGCAGGGACCCGCGGGCACCGCAGCCUGUGCCUGAACCCGAGCCUGUGAGACUCCCCCGCGUCCCCCGAAAAGCCGCCGCCGGUGGAACCCGAGCAGGUACCGGCCAAGAGAGCCCGGCCCCGAGUGACCGCCCCGCCCGCGCCGCCAUGUUCAACGGCCCCGCCGCCCUCGGCCAGGGACCAAUUGUUGGAAUUGCAGUACUACAUAAACACCAACUAUUAUUCACUUGCAUGUAAACAUUCUAGUGUGAAAUAUACAUAAGAAGCUGUUAUAGAAUGGAGGCGUUUUUGCAGAGUCCUAAGUGGCUUGUGUGAAUGGAUGUGAUAGGGGGCAUUUUGGACUGCUGCAACUUUAUUUUCAAUGUAGGAAACACUGUGAAACUAAAGAUCAAAGUCACUGCACAAGUGAAGACAUCACAAGCAUAGUUUGUAAGUGUCUUUACUGGUUGAGAAGCUAAAAUUAUUUUCUGCCUGUGAAACGUGGAAAAAUGUUCAAAAAUCAUUAUCAGGGUGGCCGGUUUGUUGAAAUAUUCAGUGCUCAAGGCAAAAACCCAGGAGCAAAAUGGAAGAUUUUUGGCAAUCCAUCAGCUAUAUGGAAAGAAUAUGACAAAGAACUAAAAGGCUUUGUUUUUGUACUUGAAGGAAGCAGUCAGGUCAACAAAAUGCAGCUACCAAAGGAAACUAGACAAACUUUAGGACUGAUCCAGCAAUUUCUGACCCUUCAGAUUUUUGUACCAUUGGGAAAAGACUUUUCCACUGAGUUGCUGAUAACCGAUUUAGGCAAUAUUAAAAGAAGAUUGUAUUUGUCAACAGUCCACAAGGAGUUGUCUGUAACCCCUCUGCAUGCAAAAAUUCCUCUGUUUAUGAUCAAGCGCAAAAUAUGGUGCAAUAUGUGUAUUGACUUGGCAGCAUUCACCAGUGAAAUAUUCAGAGGAGCUGUCUUCCAGUCUUUGGAUGGAAUUAUUAUUUCAGCUAACUGUAAGCUACGAAAGAUCUUCACUUUAAAAUCCAAGCCAGAAGAUACAGCUGAGGAAAAUGUUAAGCGUGUUGUUCCAUCUGUGCCACGUGAUCCCACAGAUGUUAUUCCUCGAACCUGUCAGCUAAAUAGAGAUGUGCCACAAGUUACUCAAGUGCUGAACCUAACAAAAAUUCAGAAGCCAGAAGUAAAAUGUAGGGAAUAUCCGGUGCAAGAAACAGGUAGCUUGGUUAAUAGAGGACAAGGCAACAUACGCAGCAGUAAAACUCAGGAUGUAUCACAUAUUGCAUUUGGAUCAAAAAUCCUUGGGCCACCUCCAUCUUCAAACAGGAGAGUCAGUACAAAGGUACCUGGAGAGAAAAUAGUGUCUUUCAAGAUAACAAAGACCUCGGAUAGCAAAAGUAAUAGAUCAUGCCGACUUCAAAAUUCAGGAAUGCCAGCUGAAUCCAUACAAGACAUUGAGAGAUUGGAGCUGUCAUUCUCAUCAUGCAAUGAUUAUUUAGAUCAAGGAGGCAAAAGAAAUACUCACCAAACAACUGAAGAUGCAUGUCAAAAUGACCCUGAAAUUCAGACUGAGAAAACAUCUGUGAGUGGAGAAGCAGAUUUUCAGCUCACCUCACCACAAGUACCAUCAGCAGACAAGAACAGUCAUAAAAGAUUAUCUCUAAAAAAUGCAGCCAAAACCACAUGGGAGAUAACCAGUGAUGAAUGGGAGUUUCCAGGAAGUUUCACUGAGAGUAUUCGGUUGGAUAGGAGUGAGCAGUUCAUAGCUACUGAAGAUUCAGCCUGCCAUAAUUUAAACUCACCCCAGAAUGCCUCUGUUGAACAUCACAGCAGUGAAACAGGUGAUCAGCAAGUGAAUAAUAAAGAGAUUUUCACAUUUUCAUCAAGACCUCGAUCAGCUCCUCACGGGAAGUCUCCAAAUAUGUCACCAGAACGUUAUGUUUUCCCUUUGGAUUUGGAGCCAGACAGUAACAGAGUACAUGAGAAAACACCAGAUAACUUCCAAGGAACUGACAGCAGUGAAGAGGAUGACAGCAAUGGACUCAUCCAGGGUACUGGGAACCUUGAGAUCAGCCACUGUAGACAAGGAACAUCUGAUUCAGCAGUUUUUAAAGAGAUCUCAUUAAAAAAGAUGUUGUGGAAAACUGGAUACUGGAAGAAUAAGGAACACAGCAAACAUAACCUCGAUGAGACCAUCUUACCAAACCCACAGAGUUCCACUGUGAGAAAAACAGAUUCUAUUAGCUCUCAGAGAAGCUUGAAGCCUAUCCUUUCUCUUUCUCCAACUCAAAGUAAAUCUAAAUUCUUUAAAGCAAUUAGAAAUGGAUCUGAAAAAACUGAAAGAUAUGAAGGAGUUUCUGAUCAAUUAGAAAGAUCCAUCAGUAAAAUGUCUCUCAAGAAAAUCUCAAAAGAAAAUUCAUGUCUGACAGCACAGACUUGUGAGUAUGACUGGAGAAACAACAACUCAAAUAUGCUGAGUUCAUCUGAACUGCAGAUGCUGGCCAGCAUGAGGAGACAACAAAAUGAAGAAUUACGGGAUACUGGGAUCUCACAUGGGCUGAGCACAUCACAGAUAGAUACCUGCAAUGUUAACAUAAGUACAAGUAGCGAUGAUAAUACAGCAUCCUGGAACUCCUUACUUCCACCACCUGUCAGUCAGGAGCAUCACUAUCAGAGAGAAAUGAGCCCACUUUCUCAUUCCAACCCACGGGACUGGUCGAAUGUGUUCAGUCCCCCCAUCAUUCCUGGAAGCCAACAACUGGAAGAGCACACUAAAUCUUCAAUAAAACAGAAUAUUCAAGGUGAAGAUGACUUCAGUGCUGAAGAAGACGAGGAAGGUUUGACUCUUCUGUAUGAUCCAUGCCUGUACCGUUACUUUGAUCCAAAUUCUGGGAAGUACUAUGAAUUGGCAUAGUCAGAACAUGAGAGGAUCUCAUUUUAUAUUCAGAGUAUCUUUUAACUUCUUGCAAAACAUGACUGAGUAUAAUUUAUUACCUAACUUAAAACUUAAAUUAAACAAUAGUUUUGCAACCAAAUUGAUAUAUUUUGUAAACAGUGUCUUAUUUUUAUAGUUUUGUAUGAAGUUGUAAUGCAGUGGAAAAUUACAUAACAUAAAUGUUCUUUGUGUCUAGGACAGUUAAUUGUUAGUCUAAUUUAUUUCCAAUAUUCACAGCUUCCAUAUGAAAACAAAUGAAUCUGAAUCAAGAAGGUUAGUGGUAUUUGUAAAUUAUGGUUUUACUCAAAUAAAAAAAAAA